AUGUCUCAAACUUUUGAUCCUGAAAGUCCUAUAGGGAUAGAGCUUAAAAAGAACUUGAUUGUUGAAUUGAGGAACAAGUUUAAUAUUGGAGAAGAUGCAGAAGAUGUUGCUGAAUAUAUAAUAGUUUUGAUUGUAAGCAAUAAAACGGCCGAUGAUAUAGUGAAUGAAGUGAAAGAUAUAGCAGAUAUCCCAAUAGAUAAUAACUUUGUGACUAGUAUUUACCAGGAAAUAGGAAGGUUGAUUGAAGUAGCUAAUCUGGCUAAUCAAGAAAACCAAAUGCCUGCGAAGGAUCAACAGAGCUACCAAGCUUAUUCAGUGCCACCACACGAGCCUCCUCAAAUGAGCCAAACAUCCGAUCUGCAGCCAAAAGAUCAAACUGAGGAACAAAAUGAUGUUAGCAUGUAUCCGACUAAUAUUCCCACUGGGCCUCGGGGACAAAGAAAUCAGAAGUUUAGUAAUCGAGGUGGUAUUGGGAAGAAUUUCAAAAAUGGGCCUAAAAAAUCGUUCGCUGUGAAAAAUCCUCAAAACUUUGAAAACAUUAUGGCCUUAAACAACGGGGGUAAUACCAAUGUGAAGCCUUUUGUUCAGAAGCCAUCGAAAGGUCGCUGUCCUGAUUUUCCAUACUGUAAAAAUAAAGACUGUCAAUUGGCACAUCCAACGAGAGUAUGUUUUGCAUAUCCCAACUGCACUAACCCUCCGGGAACUUGCAACUAUUUGCAUCCGGAUGAAGAUCAAGAAUUGAUGGCAAACUUGGAAAAAACGAAGCAAGAGUAUAGAGAAAGAAAGAAAGUUGAAUCUACAGGCACUCUUGGUAUCUGUAAAUAUGGAAUUUUGUGCUCAAAAGAGCUUUGUCCAUUCGGACACCCGACACCUGCUAACAAGGAAGCUAAGGUUUUAAUUCUACAGUGGUGUCCAGCUGGUAAAAAUUGUCAAGAUCCAAGUUGCACAAAAGCCCAUCCUUCACCGAACUACCAAGCGCCACCACCAGAACCUAAGGGUCCUCCAAAGGUUGAGCACACCUUGGAACAAUGCAAAUUUGGUCCGGCUUGUACUAACUUCAAAUGUCCAAGAAGACAUGCUACUUCUCUUGUGCCUUGCCGUGAAGGAGCAGAAUGUACAAGGAUUGAUUGCUUUUUCUCUCAUCCUAUUAAUGAAGAUUGUCGCUUUGGGACAGAAUGCAAGAAUAAAAAUUGUAUGUUUAGACACCCAGAUGGUAGAAAAGUUCAAUCAAACACUUGGAGUAAGGAUCAGGAUAUAUCUGAUACCAGUCAAAGACCGUUCGCAGUCCCUGAUGACCAAAUUAUGGAGCAAGCAGUUCAGCAGUAG
This is a messenger RNA of Priceomyces carsonii, 1326 nucleotides long. RefSeq names its product mRNA-binding protein. Bases 1 to 1326 code for a protein of 441 amino acids. The transcript has a single exon. Gene Ontology annotation, cellular component: nucleus; cytoplasm. The record is from RefSeq and is a predicted model, not a curated record. Gene Ontology annotation, biological process: regulation of mRNA stability. Gene Ontology annotation, molecular function: poly(A) binding; zinc ion binding. Lineage: Eukaryota; Fungi; Ascomycota; Pichiomycetes; Serinales; Debaryomycetaceae.